AUGAGCAUUUUAGAUGAUGGGCAACUGAUUGAGCAAGUAGAGUGCUUUUCUUUUAUAUAUAAUAAAAACGAUCCGUCUUUCAAAGACAAAAUAGCCAAGGAAAAUGCUUGGCAAACCAUAGCGGCCGUUAUGGAUGUGACUCCUCAAGAAUGUGAACAACGAUGGUCAAUACUCAGAAACCGAUUUUCAACAGAAAUACGACUAUCUAAAAACACACCUUCCGGAAGCCAGGCCACUCACCAAUGGCCAUUAUUUAAGGCAAUGGAGUUUUUAAUACCUUUUAUUACUGCCAGAAGAACUAAAGGAAAUGUGCAAAAGGUAAAAAGCAACCAAAUGCCAACAGGAGCUCACAAGAUAUGGGACACAUAUUCCCACGUUUCGGAGCCAGAGGAACAAGGGAUGCCAUUGUCUGUAGGGGACAUAGAAUUAAAUAUAGACGAUGAGUCAAUGUCUUUGUCCUCAGUGACACCUUCAGUGACUCCCACUGACUCAUUGACCCCAUCCACUUCGUCAACGCCCUCAACUAGCCGUCAAGGUGCCAAUCCCACCCGUAUGGCAGAAUUGCGCGCUGACACCCGGGCCUGCAAAAAAAGGAAGACGGAAGAUAGCGAGUUGGGGGCUGCUCUUAAGGUAGCCAUGACUGGAUUCAACAGUUACCUUGAGGAGCAAAAACAGCCUCCCUGUCCUGAACCAGAAAAUGAAGAUACCACUUUUGGAAAGUUAAAUGUACUAAAUCUUAAUAAAAGUGAUUGGAAAUGGACCCCAAACAAACUUGUUUGUUCUAAACAUUUUGAAGGUACAUUAAUCGAGAAGGGAUGUUUCAGUGUUAAAUUAGCUAAAAAUGCUGUACCAAGCUUACAUUUAGAACUGAAUUCACCCAAACAAGGAGAAAGCAAUGUAGAUAAUGAGUCCAAAAAAUCUAAAGAGAUUCCUUCAACGAGUGGAAGUGCAAAUACAUUUUCCUCUGGUUUGCCGUACAAUAAAGAUUCAAAGUCUACACUCUGUAGAAAUAAAACAUGUACAGGAAAGAGAAAUAACCCCAACAAAUGA
This is a messenger RNA of Brassicogethes aeneus, 1050 nucleotides long. Lineage: Eukaryota; Metazoa; Arthropoda; Insecta; Coleoptera; Nitidulidae. The record is from the annotation of a GenBank genome assembly.